UGUACCUCCAAUGAGGCGCCCCAGGGCUGUGCCUCAGUUUCCCCAUGGCCACAGGGCCCAUGAUGGUGACUUCUCCAUUGGCCAAUAUUGGGGUUCAGCUGGGUUGCACCCCCAAAUCCUGCCCCCAGGGCUGUGCCUCAGUUUCCCCACGGCCACAGGGUCCAUGGUGGUGUCUGAUAUUGGGGUUCACCUGGAUCGCACCCCCAAAUGCUGCCCCAGGGCCGUGCCUCAGUUUCCCCGGGCCGGCCGUCAUGCUCCGGCGCGCCGGGCCCAGCCCCGGGCACAGUCCGCUGGGUGGUGGCCACCGCGGUGACGCACGGGCCGGGUCAGCCCGGCCGAGCCCCGGGGAGGAGGAGCAGGAACGGGAGGAGGAGGAGGAGGAGGGAUGAAGGCCCCGCGGGCGCCGGAUCUCACCUGCUCAGCAUGCGGGCGCCGUGGGUGCUGGUGCUGGCGCUGAGCUGCCGGGGGGCAGGCGCCUUCGUGGUGCACGUGUCCAGCUCGUGCGCGCUGGCGCCCAACGGCUCGGCGCUGGCCUUCGACUUCACCUUCCUCUUCAACAAGAACCCGCUGGUCUGCUACGACCCCGGCGCGCGGCUCUUUGUGCCCUGCGACUGGGGGCUGCUGCACCGCCACGCCGCCAUCGCGGCCUGGGUGCUGAACAGCAACGCGACCUGGCUGCAGCGCGCCCAGCAGCGCCGCCGCGCCUGCCAGGACCUGGCACACGCGUUCUGGGACGCCGCGGCGCUGCGGCAGACGCCGCCGCGGGUCCGCAUCGUGGCCAGCUCCGUCCCCGGCACCCCCGGCACCGUCCUCACCUGCCACGCCUGGGGCUUCUACCCCCCCGCGGUGACCGUCGAGUGGCUGCGCGACGGCGCCGUGGUGGCCACGGGGGCCACGGCCGCGGUGCUGCCCCGCGGCGACUGGACCUACCAGACGCAGGUGCCGCUGCGCGUGCCCCCCCGCGCCGGGGGCACCUUCACCUGCGCCGUGCGGCACGCCAGCCUGGGCCGGCCCCUCCGGCGCCGCUGGGGUCCCGGCUUGUCCCCGGAGCUGACGGAGAAGGUGGCGGUGGCGGCGGUGACAAUGACAUUGGGGCUGCUCAUCUUCGCCGCUGGCACCUUCUGCUAUUGCCGCCAGGGGCCGGCGGCGGCUCCUGGUCCAGCUCCUGGAUCCGCUCCGGCUCCUGGAUCCGGUCCCCAUCCUGCUCCUGGAUUUGCUCCCAAUCCUGGUCCUGGAUCCGGUCUCAGUUCUGGUCCCGGUUCUUGUCCUGGUCUUGGAUUUGGUCCUAGUCCUGGUCCCUGUCCUGGUCCUGGAUUUGGACCCAGUCCUGGUCCUGGUCCCGGUCCCCACCCCGGUCCCCCCCCGGCCACGUGUGACCGGGCAGUGACCAAACUCUGACCCCGCCGUGGGCACCAGGACCCCAUGGACCACCCUGGGGGGGGCCCCCUCAACCCCCCAAUAAAACCCGCUGUGACCCCCCCGGGCGGCCUCAUCCGUGGUGACCCCGGUGGACGGGGGGGCUCCCAGUGCCCCCAGUUUGGAGGCCCAGAGGCUACUGGGAGGGGGGAGGGGUUAGCCAGCACGCGGAAGUUGUGCUGGGGGACACACGGA
Messenger RNA from Columba livia (rock pigeon), 1611 nucleotides. Its product is annotated as HLA class II histocompatibility antigen, DM beta chain-like. Lineage: Eukaryota; Metazoa; Chordata; Aves; Columbiformes; Columbidae. Gene Ontology annotation, biological process: antigen processing and presentation; immune response. Bases 208 to 1398 code for a protein of 396 amino acids. The transcript is spliced from 5 exons. The record is from RefSeq and is a predicted model, not a curated record. Gene Ontology annotation, cellular component: membrane; MHC class II protein complex.